Messenger RNA from Trichoderma aggressivum f. europaeum, 1023 nucleotides. RefSeq lists its product as uncharacterized. Bases 1 to 1023 code for a protein of 340 amino acids. The record is from RefSeq and is a predicted model, not a curated record. Gene Ontology annotation, molecular function: pyridoxal kinase activity. Lineage: Eukaryota; Fungi; Ascomycota; Sordariomycetes; Hypocreales; Hypocreaceae. The transcript is spliced from 5 exons. Gene Ontology annotation, biological process: pyridoxal 5'-phosphate salvage. Gene Ontology annotation, cellular component: cytosol.
AUGUCUUCUGACUCACUGCUUCCGCCGCGAGUGUUGGCAGUUGCAAGCCAUGUUGUCUCAGGCAACGUGGGAAAUAAGGUCGCCGUCUUCGUGCUCCAAUCGUUGGGAUUUGACGUCGCUGCCCUGAAUACGGUGCAGUUCAGGACGAGGGCCACGGCACAGGAGAUUAUCGAUCUCUACAACGGCCUGAAGCAGUCGUACCUGGAUGACUUUGACAUGAUGCUCACUGGCUACAUCCCCGGCGCGGAGGGAGUCACGGCGGUGGGAACGAUUGCAAAGGGGCUCAAGGAGAAGUUUCAGAAUUCCCCGGGCAAGUUCUUUUGGGUGCUGGAUCCUGUCAUGGGAGACAACGGAAGGCUAUAUGUGGCGCCGGAAGUUGUGCCCGCGUAUAAGGCUCUUCUCCCAUAUGCGGAUCUGAUACUACCGAAUCAGUUUGAAGCCGAACAACUCUCAGACGUCAAGAUUGUCGACAUGGACAGCCUCACCCAGGCCAUCCAGGUGCUUCAUGACAAAUUCAACAUCCCUCACAUCAUCAUCACCUCCGUCAGCUUCACAACCCCAGACCAUCCGCCCUCGCACCUCACCGUCAUCGGCUCCACCACAACUUCAGAUCGCAAAGCCCGACCCUUCAAGAUCGUCUUCCCGUCCAUAGACUGCUACUUCUGCGGCACCGGCGACAUGUUCGGCGCCCUCAUCACAAGCCGCAUCCGAGAAGCCGCCAACGCCGUUCCCGGCUUGAGCAGCCGCGCCAGCUGGCUCAGCGACGACGACGUCGCGGCGACGGAUCUGCCGCUGGCGAGGGCGGCGGAGAAGGUGCUGGCGAGCAUGCAUCAGGUGUUGACCAAGACGCGAGAUGCGAUGCCCGAGGUGAUGGAGAGGACGUGGGCUUUGCUGCCGCCGGAGGAUCGGAAUGACACGACCAAGGCGCAUUAUGUCAAGUCGAAGGCGGCGGAGCUACAGUUGGUUGCCAACUUGGAUAGCUUGCGAACCCCGAGCGUAUCAUUUUCGGCGACGAAGAUUUAG